CCCUUUACAUGCACAAACUGCUUCCCAAAUCUCAUUUUCUACUUCCCACCAGCAUCAUUCCUGGUCUCGCUCUGGCCACUUGCCUACAGAGACUGCCGCCGAUACAGCCUCAGAGGAAGAAGUCCCAGAGAAAGACUUUCACCCUUGGCUACCAAGGCAAAACGAAACGGAGGAGCAGAUGGUGCAGCCACAAAUGCUACAACAAACACAGCAUACACGAACUGUGCCCGAAGCUUUAUCCACCCCAUCCCAGGACGAAGCCUUUGACACUAUGUUUAAUUUUACGAGAAGUGUUUCCGGUAACCAUGUACUGCUCCAGAAUUCAGUGCCUGCAAGUCCCUCCAACGGUCCAAGUUUAGAGGUCCAAGGUCACCAGUUGCAUCCAUACCGUGAAGAAGUGGGCAUACUGCAGCAGGAACAUCUACGCCAACAACAAGAACCCUCGCAGCACCACUAUCAGCAACAGAGAAAUCGACCACAAGAAGGACAGCAGCCAGGACCCAGUUUGCUGAUACAGGCAGCAGAGGCAUUGGACCGUUCAACUCAGGAGCGGCUCCUCUCUGUACCACCUGCAAGCGACCACAAACGAGCUGCCUCCGAG
Messenger RNA from Gamsiella multidivaricata, 601 nucleotides. RefSeq lists its product as uncharacterized. The record is from RefSeq and is a predicted model, not a curated record. The coding region runs from base 9 to 359 and encodes 116 amino acids. The transcript is spliced from 2 exons. NCBI's taxonomy places the organism in Eukaryota, Fungi, Mortierellomycota, Mortierellomycetes, Mortierellales, Mortierellaceae.